AUGGCAAAAGAAAUUGAGGAAUAUUUUGUAAAGAGACUUUAAACCUAUCUAUUAGAAUAUCUAUAAGAUUUUUCCCAAAAUAAUAUGGCAAAAGUAAAUAAAUCAACUUAUGUUCAAAGUUUUCUUUAGGCAUUUCUUCAAAUAUUGUUUUGAAGAACUUAUAAAUUAAGAAAUAAGCAUUACUAAAUUUUUCAUUUCCAAUGUACAUAAUAGAUGGGAAAAUAAGUUAAAUUACAAUUAAUGUAUUUGAGAGUAAAUAUUUUAGAUGCCUCUGAAUUACAAGGCCUAAUAGCCGGAAAUGAUUGUUGAAGGAAUAGACUUAUAGGUAUGCACAAUAUAAGAAGCGAAUCUAUUCGUUUCAAAUAAAGACUAGCAAAGCUAAUAGGGAGUGGAGAAUUUGAAACAACAUAAAUUAAAAAUUUGGGAGGAAUAAAUGGCGAAGUAUUUUGAAUAGCUUUCUCCUCCCAAUUGGAUUCAAAAAAUAGUAGAUGGGAUUUACAAUAAUAUGUCUGUGUAAGUGAAAUCCUUUUAUUUACGAUUUUAUAAUUAUUCAAUUUUUGGUUGCGAAACAUAAUUAAAAAUAAGAGCUGACAUACAUAUAAAAGCAACUGAUAAACAAUUUCAAUAAAAAUUUAAUGGCGAUGUGAACACAAUUUAUAAAUUAAUUGAAAUUAAAAAGUUAGGAAUAAUGUAUGUGAAGGCAUCUAAGAGAAAAGAAGAAUAGCAAUUAUUAAGUCCAAUAGAUAUUUCAAUUAAAUUAAUUAUCAAUAAGAAUUAGGAUGAAUAAGGUAAGCCAUUCCAAAAUUUAACAAUCAAUAUAGAUACUCCUGUCAUAUUCUAAUUAAAUAAGGAAUCUAAAAAUUAUUUGCUAAAAUUAAAUGAAGUUCUAUAGAAUUUGGAAAUUGUUUAAGAUAAUUUUCAUUUUCGACCAAAAAGUGAAGUAAAGAAUAAUUAUGGAGAGUGGUGGAAAUACUUAAUCAAUGCAGUAAUGUAAAACCAGAAGAAUCACAAAUUAGACUUAGGAUAUUCAUCAAGAAGAUUAGUGUUAAUGAAGAGAUAUAUAGAAUUAUAUAAAAGAAAAUAAACAAUAAUUUUAGUGCCUUGGUUGACAUGUUGGACAAUUUAGGAUGAAACUAAAUUCAAAAAAUGUGAAGAGUAAAUGUCGUUGAAAGAUUUAUUGAAAUAUAGAGAAUGGGCAUUUUAGGAGAUUAGAAUAGAGGCUAAGAGAUAUUAUAAUUCUUCUAAAGAAGGAUAGAAUAAGCAAAAUACAAAGCCUAUGCUUGAAAUAUGGACAAAUACUAUUAAUGAUCAAUAUGUUUUGAAAGAAUAAAAAAAGAGAGAUGAUGAUGUACCAAUUGAAUUGGAAGAUGAUGAGAAAAUUAAUUUGUAUGAAAUUCUUGAACGAGAUAAAACUUAAGUUCUUUCAAGUUAUUUAAAAGGUUAAAAUAAUGAUCCUGAUUAAAUCAAAACUCAGAUUUAUGUGAGUAUUCAUUCAAUCUUUUUAAUUAUUCUAGAAUGUCGUCCAGCUAAUGUUGCUUAAUAUUGUCCUAAAAAUACAAAAAUAUUUUCAUUUUGUCAAUGUAAAAAAUGUAUUCAACUAAUUAAAAAGCCAUAGAUUGAUAAAUAGAAAACAUCUUCUUUUAAUCAAAAUAAUUCUAUAUCUGAAGUAGUUAAACAAACUUAAAGAUAAAAUGAUGAUGGAUCAUUUCAUACUGCAAAAGAGAUUGAUAGUUUUUAUGAAGAAAUUGAAGAUUUGUAGAAGGAUGAUUUCUAAUUUUCUUAAGAUUUAAGCUAGGAUUAGAGGAAUAACAAUUCUUAAUUAAAAUAGAAUUUUGACUUCAAUCGAACCAACAAAUUAAUUCUAAUUGUCAGUUUAAUAGGAAUUAAGGUUCCAGUUUCUAUUUAUUAAAAUGGUAGAGUAAAAACAAAUGAAAAUGAGAAUUCAACAAUAGUAAUUGGUGAGAUUAAAAUAUUAGCAUCGGGAAUGGUUCCAAAAUUAAUGGAAUUUUAGAAUAAAUAUAAUGAAAAUACUGAAAGUCAAUCACCUUUAUUCAAAAAGAAGGACAAUCCUUAGAAAUCAAAAGGUGAUGACAAUUUCGAUCAAAAGUAAUUUAGCUAUUCAAGAGUCAGAGUAAGCGAAUUUGUUAAUGAUGUUUUUGACGUUUCAGUGACAAAGGAUUAAUCAUUUUUCUAAGGUAGUGAAAUUUGUUUUUAAACAUUCUGUGAAUUCUUAAGUCAAAAUUAAAUGAAUAAUGUUUCAUGCUUUUUAAUAGAUUAUGAAAAUGAUAAACAUGGAUUUUAGGAUUUUGGAACUGAAUAGUUUAAGAAUUAUGAUAAAUACUUUGUAGUUAAUGAUAAAGAGGAGAAAGAUGAAGUUGAUGAAUCUAUGUUGUUGCAUGUAAUUAAAUAACAAAAGAAUGAAAAUAAGUGGGCCUUUCUGAAAUAAGCUGCUUUGCAAAUUUAUGAUAGAUCAAGUUAAUAUGAAAAUGAUAACUAAUGGAUAGGCUGUUCAAAUAAACAAAAAUUUUUAGAAGAAGUUCAUGCCAAACUUAUAGAUAUCAUUAAAAAAUCAUUGUUUGCUCCUUUUCUAGAAGAAUUUGGUGAUAAAGUUAUUCCAUUAUGCAUCAUUAAUUUAAAGGAUAAACUUACAUUCCCUGCUGAUUCUAAAAGCUAUAAUUUAUCUAUUUCAUUAUAUUUAGAAGGAGAUCAAUCGGAUUAUAAAAUAUCUCCUCAUGAGAAAAGGAAAAAGGUUUCUUCCUAAUAAACUCUAGAUGAAUAAUCCAAUGAAUAAAUUUCAAUUAUACUUCAGAAGUUCUCUAUAUUCAUUUCAUCAAAAAGUCUUAGCUCUUUGCUUGACUUUUCUUAAAGCAUGGAUAAGACUUCCUUGAGUUAAGGAUAAUUAUAUGUCACAUAAGAUCAUAAACUCUUGGAAUGUAUUUUAAAGUCCAAGCCAUUAGGAUAAGAAAAUACUAAACCUCCUGGAAUGAAAUUUUCUAUUUAAUUUGUAGAUAAGCUUAAAAUUAGAAUUGUAUCUGAUCAAAUAUCUAACAUAAUUAAAACAGAAUUAAAAUUUUAAAUUAAAAAUUUUAAUUAUUCAACUGUGAAAAUUGAUGAUUUAUUUUAAAAUAUUGUAAAUAAAUCUGGAUAAACUUUGUAUUAAUAACAUUAUAAAUAUUUUUCUGCUUAUAGACUAACCAUAGAAUAAUUCAAAAUUGCUCAUAAAUAUUUUUCAUAAGAUUACAAAAACAAAAAUGAAGAAUUAAGAAAUUAUGAGAAGGAAUAACAGUCUGAUGACAAAAAGUCUGGUUUAUCUUCAAGUAAAUUCCCAUUUUCUAAAUAAACAUCGUAAUAAUAAUCUCAAUCUGCUGAACAUAAGAGCCAAUAAAAAGGUUAAAAAAAUCAAUAAUAAUAACCCAAAUCAAGAGAUCCUAUGUUCCAUAUCAAAGGAAUCAAAUAGACUAUAUUGAAAACGUAAAUAGUAGCACUUAAAUUCUAAGCCAAUAUUGAAAAUCAUGCUUUAUUAACAGAUUCUAAAUUAUAUGUCUAAAUUCCAUUCUUAAAUCUGAGGAUAAAUGAUUCUUGCAUUAGUUUUAUUGAAUUACUUUUGAUCUUAAAAAAUAAUAUCAAAGUUAAAUAAACACCAUAAUAAAAACAUAAAAUAGGGUAAGAUAGUCUAUUAAAAGCUGAGUUAGAUACUUUAUUUCAUGAUCAUAAAGAGUAAAGUUCAGAUUGUAAACAUUGUAUCUUAAAAUAUAGAAAAACUGUUGAAUUAACCAAUAUCUUAUUUGGAGUCAUAUCAGAAAUUACCAAAAGUGCAGAUGUUCCUUGUUGGUUCCAUAUUUUACAUAAUGAAUGCCAAAAACUUGGAAAUAGUUAAAAUUUAUAAGCCAAACAUAAAAAAGAAUAAGGAAUUAAAAUUACAUUUUAGAACACAUAGAAAGUGUCCAAUCAUGGAUAAUAUAAAUCGAUCCUGGCAUUUCCUAUAUUGGUUAUCACUAGAGAUAUAGGAUACUUCAAGGAGAAUAUUAUGAUUCAUUGUUCAGCUUCUAAAUUUAAGGAAUAAGGUAUAAGUACUAGCAAAUAAAGAUUUGAUUAAGAAAAUGAUAAUAAUUAAUUUGAAAAAUAAAAUUAAAAAGAUAUUUCUUUUUAAAAAGGGUAAUCUGCUUAAAAAAAGGAUACAAAUUAAGCUAGUACCUAAGAAAAGUAAAUGAAAGAAACUAACUAUGUUUUGGUUUAGCCUGCUUUUAAGGUAAAGGAACCACUUUUAUUUUGGUAAAAGUUGGAUGAUAAAUUCAUCUUCUACUGUAGAAGCAACGAAAAAGAUAUGUUUAGAUUAGAUUACUCAAAAGACUAUGAAGAUAAAUCAUUUGAAAUUAAUAGUUUAAUCCAAGAUGAUGAUUAAAUGAGACAAAUUGAUCCAAAUCUUUAUAUAUUGCUCUAUUAUAAUAAACCACUCAGGACAGAACUAAUCUAAAACAAAGAGAAUUUCUAAAGAAAUGAAAAGAACUCAAAAAAAAAAAUAUUUUUUUCUUUGUAAAUGAUCAAAGCAAUAUUUCAAAAUCAACAUGCUGCUUGCAAUGUUUUAACCACAUUCUAAAAUAUUAACAAAAUUUAAUCAGUUUUAAAGAAAGUAUAGGACAUUGUCAAUUAUAAUUAUAAAUCAGAUGAAAAUGUAGAGAAACAAUAAUUAUAGGAUAGUCCAAUUAAAUUAUUAGAUGAAAUGAUUGUCUCAGCUAAUAUAUCAAAUAUAUAUUUGAAGUCUAAUGAAUCAUACUUUAAAUUAUCAUAAUUCAAAAUCAUAUUGAAUCUAGAAUAUAUGAGUCAAAUUUCCAACAAUGCAAAAUCAAGUUUUCAUAAGAAGAAUUCAUCAAGCAUUGUGAAUUAAGAAGUAUUCUCAAAGGUUAAAAGUAAUAUUACAUAAGUUUUCCCUACUGAAGAUCUAAUAAUAGUAAAGUGCCAUUCAAUUAUAUUGAAUUUUAAUAUGGUUUCAAUCAUAGAUGUUAAAUUGAUUCAUGUUUAAAAGUUUUCAGACGCAUUAUAAUUACAAGUUGAAGAAAUUAAAAUAAGUAUUACAAACAACUUAAAUAAACAAAAAGAGAAUUUAUUAACAAUGCCUAAAAGAGAUAGACUGACAUAAACUAAAACAGGAAUUCAGCAAGAGACAAAGAAAUUUGAAAAACCUUUGGCUAUUUGUAUUAAGUUGGAAUUUUAAAAUCUAAAUCCAAAAAUCAAUAUCUCUGUUCAUUAAGGUUAAAUUUAAUUAUCUUAAUAGAGAGUUUCUGAUUUAUUAAUAGGAUUGAACAGUUUUUAUCUUUUAAACAUAGAAGAAUCAAUUAAUUUAAGACAACAUCUUUUAAAAUACAUAUUCCUAUAGGAGUUAGAAAUUAUGGGAACUGAUCAGCCAAAAAUGAUUAAUCUAUUUAUAUAAGACAAACUGUAGAGAUAAUAGAAGUUGAGUUUUAUUUUGGAAUUGAAGAUAGAAGAAUUUUAAGUUGUGCUAUAAGAAAAGGAUAAGGAGUUUUUCUUUUUUGAGUUUCAUCAAAUUUCUAUGAAGAAAAAAUUAAAUUAAGAAUUGGAAUUAAAAGUUAAUGAUUUAGAAUUGAAACCAUAACCUUCUAAAGGAGAGAAUGUUUAUUAUCCUAAUUUAAUUAAAUAGAAUGGACAUUAGGCAAUGAAAAUUUUAUUAGAAAAUAAUAUUAUUCAUUUGGAAAAUGUGCAAUUUUAUAUGAUUUCAAGAUUUUUGAAUGAAUUAGAUGCUUUUAAAUCAGAAGUUGAAAAAAUAAUAUAAAAAAAUAAAGAUGAAUUAUCAGAAAAGUAUCAGAGUGAUUUUGAAUUCUAAAUGCAAUUAAAGUAAUAGGAGAAUUUUGAACUCAAUAAAGAAUAGUUCAAUUAUUAAGUUCUAAUAAAGAAUUCUUAAAUAAUUGUCCCGUAAUCUUCCUCUGAUAAGAAUUAGGUGAAGAUUUUAUUUGAUUAUGCAGAUGUAAAGGUUAAAAAAGAAAAGAAGUUAUCUAAGAUACCAGAAAUAUAGGAGGAUAAAAUUGAAGUCUUGUAACAACAGAAAUUAUUAGUGGAUUAUGAGGAUAAAUAUACAAAGAUUUCUGAAAAAUAAUUAGAAUUUUAAGAGAUUUAUAUUACUGAAAUAAAGGCUAAUUUCAGAAUGGUUGAAGUAGACUAUGAAAUGUAUUGUGAUUAGGAUGAUUAAAAUUCAAUUAAGGGCAAUUUAUUAGAUGCAGGUAAAAAUUGAAUUAAUAAAUUCUUUAGAUAGUGUUGAAGUUGAAAUGAAUUUACCAAGCUUUGAACAAUUUCUGGGGAUAAGCGGAUGGAAAUAUAAAGAUAGCUGUAUUAUAAAACCUAAAAACUUAAAAAUGAAAUUGGAUUUGGGCAAACUGAUGAAAGUUUAAAGCUAUAUUGAUUAGAACCUAUCUGAAAAGUCAAGUCUUUUUGAGUUUCAUAAAUCUUCUCUUUAAAAAAUAAACUUUGAUGUAAUUUUGAUAUCCUAUAGAAUAGCUUGAUUUAUUUUCAACAGAAGCAUCUUUGACUAGAUAUGGAUAGGUUGAAUAAGACAAAUUGGAGAAACAUAAAAAUGCUAAAUUAUAUGAGACUACAAAACAUAGGUAGAGUAAGUAGUUUAAUACUCAUAAUCAGACAAAAUAAAUGAAGAAAUAAAAUUAUGAUUCUUGA
Molecule: messenger RNA, 6681 nt
Organism: Paramecium octaurelia
Lineage: Eukaryota; Ciliophora; Oligohymenophorea; Peniculida; Parameciidae
Source: the annotation of a GenBank genome assembly